Messenger RNA from Folsomia candida, 2035 nucleotides. RefSeq names its product vascular endothelial growth factor receptor 3. The record is from RefSeq and is a predicted model, not a curated record. Lineage: Eukaryota; Metazoa; Arthropoda; Collembola; Entomobryomorpha; Isotomidae. Gene Ontology annotation, biological process: multicellular organism development; positive regulation of kinase activity; cell surface receptor protein tyrosine kinase signaling pathway. The transcript is spliced from 7 exons. Gene Ontology annotation, cellular component: signaling receptor complex. Gene Ontology annotation, molecular function: ATP binding; transmembrane receptor protein tyrosine kinase activity. The coding region runs from base 159 to 1961 and encodes 600 amino acids.
CAGUAGUUGUAUGUAUGUAAAUAUGAAAAUUAUUAGCCAACUUGGUCAUGGAAAAUCCAGAAAACUAUAAAAAUAAGACUUGAUACUCAAACAAUUUGCAGUUUUGGGACGCAUCUGACAAUUUUCAGAUGUCACCAAAUCUUUGGCUGUAAAUUAAAAUGUUUCAAAAAUUGCGAAACGUUCGGAACCAGCCGUGUUGCGGGUAUUUUCUCCAAGGAGGAGUGCGUGCCGUGGCGAUGGUGGAUAUCGGGAUUUCGCUCUUUGCCAUGAUUUUGAUCGCUUCCGAGCUAGUCAAGAAAUUCCAGGAUUGGGUUGACAUGCGGAAAGAUGAGAACUUGAGGUUCCUCUACUACGUCCGCGCCAUCCUCUGGGCGUCGUAUUUCGCCGAGAAAAUCGUCAUUGUCGGUUUGUCCGUGUUCCUCUUCAAGACGGCGAGACGGCGGAACAGUCGCCUCUGCAUGCUCUGGAUUUACUUGACGAUCGCGGCCAUGUUAAUGUUGACCUCUGCCACGCUCGCGACGCAGGUUCUCUUCCCCAUCAACGCCUUAAUCUUGACCUUCUUCCCAUUCUACUUGGCCUACAAGACGUACACGAUAUACGUCGUGGCGUCCUUCAUUAAAGAAAUCAGGUCAUACGGCGGCUUCAACGCUGCCCUUUCCGGCCUCACGGAUGCCGAAGUGGAAGAGUUUGAAAAAGGUCAAGGAGCCCAUUCGAAAGGUCAUGGGGACGAGUAUGACCUCGCUGCUAUCAAGGGACAAGCGUUUAAUAAACAAUUUGAGAUCAGUUUCGACCAGCUUGACAUGGACGAGACGAUUCCGUUAGGCAAGGGGGCGUUCGGUCUCGUGUAUCGAGCCAAGCUGAGAAAUAAUAUGGUGGCCGGAAGUGAUACUAGUGAUGAUGACGAUGGGGGGACAUGUGUCGCUGUAAAAACGGUCCACCAGUCGACAGACCCUGCUUACUUUAAAACGCUCCUGGCCGAGUUGAAAAUCAUGACGUUUCUUCCCAGGAAUGAAAACGUGGUGAAUCUCGUUGGGGCUUGUACCUCGGCAAUUAAACAGAAACGUUUAUACAUCGUCGUGGAAUUCUGUCCGUUUGGAAAUGUUCACGACUAUUUGAAAGCGAGGAGAGGUCUGUUUGUCAACUAUGUUGGGAAGGAUGGUAACUUUAUCUCUUUGGAGGCGCCAUCCGACAACAGUAAUGGCAGUUUGGCGACUCUACCUCAAUAUCAGAAUGUUAUCCAGAGUAAUGCCAACACGCUUACGACACGCCACCUUCUCCAGUGGUGUUACGAAACUGCAAAAGGGAUGCAGUUCCUAGAAGAGAGGAAGGUCAUUCACGGUGACCUCGCGGCACGAAAUUUACUUCUGGGGUAUGGACGAACAAUAAAAAUUACGGAUUUCGGCCUCUCCAAGAAGCUUUAUCAGUACACGGACUACGUCAAAAAGCAGGAUAAAUUGCUCCCGUGGCGUUGGAUGGCCCUGGAAUCGCUACAAGACAUGCGCUUCUCGUCGAAAUCGGACGUUUGGGGGUAUGGCGUGACCACUUGGGAAAUAUUUUCCUUGGGGGAAGUCCCUUUUCCCGGAUUUUCCUGGACCGUCGACUUCAUCGAGCAAGUGCGGGACGACGGGUUGCGGAUGAAGCGUCCCCACAAUGCUCCCAACGAUGUGUACGAAUUGAUGCUCGAAACGUGGGACAUAAAGGAAGAAGAACGUCCCAAUUUUGAUAGGAUUGUCUCAUUCUUUGAAAACAAGUACAACCUCCCUCAGGUGAAUGAUUCGCCAAGUGGGGACCCCGGUGACGAUGGGAAUAAUCGAAACGAUGAUGACGAGGUUGAAGUUUACAUUGGAAAUGUGCAAGAAAUUCUUGAAACGGGAGCAAAUAGUAAUUCUGGGGGAGGAUUAAGUAAUUAUAAUUAUAGUAGUAGCAAUGACAAGUUAAUUAAUGAUAGUUCGAAAUCGUGACUAAAUAUAGUCUAUGGACUUUUCUAUACAAGAAAUAUUUAGUUGAAGAUAUUAAAUGAACAAUUUGUACCAUA